CUUCAGCACUAGGCAGAUUGUAUAGCUGAAGGUUAUCUGGAUUGCACAUCUGCAUCGUGAGAGCUUUAUAGCGCAUAUGUGUUGGUGAAGUGCGAUCGCUGCAUUGGCAAAAGGUGUAUUUUGACCUGGGCAUAGUGGGAUUUAGCCGUAAAUGAAAACCAUUCAGGUUUAAAAAAAAUCGAUGAUAUGUUAAAUAAUAAGCAAUAUUCAGUUUUCUACUGUAUAUCGAGUAUCUUUUAGUGACCUUCGGACCCAUUACUUUUAAGGGUGUCGAUAUUUUGCCCACAGCAUAUUUGCACACUGUAAUUUUGUUUGCUCUAUCUGACCAAAAGUUCGAAAUAAGCUCAGCUGUCAAACUUCGGCAACCCCGUUCGGAAAUUACCUUGACAGUUGCUUCCUUCUCUUUCCAACUGCAUGCCGCUGUCUUGCUAGAUUGGAUGUUUUCCAACAUCAUUUUCCAAACAAUACGUGUGCUUUUCCAUCCGUCGUGAAAACUCGCUACAGCCCACGUCAGUUUUACCAACAACACAGCUCGCCCUAAAACAACAAGCGCUCCACAAUGAGUGACGGUGCUAUUAGCCUGGACGCGAAGUUUUUUGUCCGCUCGUUCAUCCGCUUCCUCUCGAAGCAAGUUGACCAGCCCAACUUCAACGAAGACUCCCGGGAAAGCAUCGAGGUAGCGAUACAGUGCCUGGAAAACGUGUACGAACUGAACGAGGGGGAUGAAUCAGCGACCGCUGCCGCCGGCACUGGAGGAGAAACCAGCGUCAAAAAAGAGGACGACCCACGGAACCGUGUCGAUCUGUACGAACUGUAUCGCAGCACGUACGUCGAGGUGUCGCCGGAACGGAAACAGGAGGCGGAAGCGCUAAAGAACGAGGGUAACCGAUUGAUGAAGGAGGAAAAGUAUCAGGAAGCCCUUAACACGUACACAAAGGCCAUUAAUAUAGAUGCAACUAAUCCGGUGUUUUAUUGCAACCGAGCCGCUGCGUACAGCCGACUUGGUGAUUACGUGCGCGCAGCGGAAGACUGCCGGGUGGCGCUCUGGCACGAUCCUGUGUACAGCAAAGCGUGGGGCCGGCUUGGUUUAGCUUACUCGAAGAUGAACGAACACAAGCAGGCCGUCACUGCGUACCAAAAUGCGAUUCGCCUUGAGCCCGAGAACCAGGACUACAAGAAUAAUUUGGGCGUUUCGCAACAGUUCCUCGAGGAACGCUCGCGCAAUCCCGGCGCUGGUGGAGCAGGUGCUGGAGCUAACCCCUUGGCCAACAUUGACUUUGCCUCGGUGAUCAACAAUCCCGAUAUGGUGCAGAUGGCAACCCGUAUGAUGGGUGAUCCAGCAAUUCACAACAUAUUGGGCCAGCUGGGUGGAAUGAACAACAUGGAUGCACUGUUAGAGACUGGGCGACGUUUGGCAAUGCAGAUGAGCAGUGAAAAUCCGGAACUGUUCAACAACGUCGCACGUCAGAUGGAGCAGGCCGGCAUCAACUUGCCGCGCAACAAUCCGCCCAAUCCUGAUGGUGAUCAACCACCACAGCCACCGUCUGCCCCGUAAAUUUGCCAUCCCACUCCAACUGGACGGCCCGUAGUAAUAUUCGAUUAACUGGAGCAUUUUUUUGUAUGUUGAAUGUUUUAUGUUGUGUGUGUGUGUAUAUUACACGGCUUUGUUUUACGGGACGUUCGCCAUGUGAAAGCUUCCAGUACGAUAUAAUGGACGAUCAAUAUUGUGUUACGAAUUGUACCCCCCCUCUCCCAUUCCCUACUUCCACUGAACAUCGCCUGAUGUCGCAAUUGAAAGAUCUCCAUGUGGCAUGUGUAACGGGCCUGUGUAUUGGCUGGUCCGGCGUAAUCCAGUUGGCGGGCAUAACUUUCCGGUCUCCGGCAACAGCAACAUUUGUAGUAGGAGGGAUAAUUAAUGACUAAUAAAAUCCAACUCACAACCAUACAUA
Anopheles stephensi (Asian malaria mosquito) is the source of this 1949-nucleotide messenger RNA. Its product is annotated as small glutamine-rich tetratricopeptide repeat-containing protein beta-like. Gene Ontology annotation, cellular component: membrane; TRC complex. The transcript has 3 exons. Gene Ontology annotation, molecular function: molecular adaptor activity; protein binding. NCBI's taxonomy places the organism in Eukaryota, Metazoa, Arthropoda, Insecta, Diptera, Culicidae. The coding region runs from base 560 to 1555 and encodes 331 amino acids. Gene Ontology annotation, biological process: post-translational protein targeting to endoplasmic reticulum membrane. The record is from RefSeq and is a predicted model, not a curated record.